CCUCCGCCGCCCGAGCCUCCGGCGUUCGCCAUGUGGCCGCUGCUGGCCCUGUGCUGCCUGGGGGGGCUGGCGCUGGCGCUGCCGCAGAGCCCCCGGGUGCCCACCUUCGCCUCGCCGGCUCUGGCAGCCCCUCCAGCAGUAGGAGCAGCAGCAGUAGGAGCAGCAGCAGCAGCAGCGCUGCCCGACACGACGGGGAGCCGCGUGGAGCGCCUGGGCCGUGCCUUCAAGCGCCAGGUGCGGCGCCUGCGGGCGCGGAGCGGGCGUUUGGAGCUGGUGUUCCUGGUGGACGAGUCGUCGAGCGUGGGGCCGGCCAAUUUCGCCAGCGAGCUGCGCUUCGUCAAGAAGCUGCUGUCCGAUUUCCCCGUCGUGCCCGCCGCCACGCGUGUCGCCAUCGUCACCUUCUCCUCGCGCAGCAACGUGGCGCCCCGCGUGGACUACAUCUCCCGGCGCCGGCCCCAGCAGCACAAGUGCGCCCUGCUGGGGAGAGAGAUCCCCGGUAUCGCCUACCGCGGCGGCGGCACCUACACCAAGGGCGCCUUCCAGCAGGCGGCGCAAAUACUGCGGCAUGCGCGUGGCAAUUCCACAAAGGUGAUAUUUCUCAUUACUGAUGGAUAUUCCAACGGUGGGGACCCAAGACCCAUUGCAGCAUCCUUGCGUGAAUUUGGAGUGGAGAUCUUCACCUUCGGGAUAUGGCAGGGGAAUACCCGAGAACUGAAUGACAUGGCUUCCCAUCCAAAAGAAGAUCACUGUUACCUUCUUCACAGUUUUACUGAGUUUGAAGCACUGGCACGCAGGGCUCUUCACGAAGACCUGCCCUCUGGCAGUUAUAUCCAAGAAGAUAUAUCACAUUGUUCGUAUCUCUGUGAGGCAAAUGAAAACUGCUGCGACAUCAUGGCGAGCUGUAAAUGUGGCACUCACACUGGCCAGUUUGAGUGCAUCUGUGAAAAAGGAUACUAUGGGAAAGGACUACAGCAUGAAUGCACAGCUUGUCCCCCAGGAACAUACAAGCCUGAAGGUUCACCAGGUGGAAUCAGUACGUGCAUCUCCUGUCCCGACGAGAAUCAUACUUCUCCACCAGGAAGCACCUCCGUUGAGGACUGUACGUGCCGGGAGGGAUAUCGUGUUGUAGGACAAACCUGUGAAGUUGUUCACUGCCCUGAACUGAAGCCCCCUGAAAAUGGUUACUUUGUCCAGAAUGUCUGCAACAAUUACUUUAAUGCGGCCUGUGGGAUCCGGUGCAAAGCAGGAUUUGAUCUCGUGGGAAGCAGCAUCAGGCUUUGUCAGCCAAAUGGCCAGUGGUCUGGAUCAGAGGCUACUUGCAGAGUUCGGACAUGUCCCAAACUUCGGGCUCCUGAAAAUGGUCAAAUUAAUUGUUCAACAGCUGACGUCUCCUAUAAGACCGUAUGUUUACUGACCUGCAAUGAAGGCUAUGAAAUACAAGGAAAUGCCAAACUCACCUGCCUGGGAACCUCACAGUGGGAUUCAAAGGAGCCAAAGUGUGUGGAAAUGCGUUGCCCCGCCUUCCAGAAACCAGCAGGAAUAACAGUUUUCCCUCCAAGAUGUGGGCUGGAACCAGCUGUUUCUGGGACUGUGUGCCAACUGAGCUGUCCCCAAGGAUUCCUCUUGUCUGGAGCUAGAGAAGAACUAAGGUGCAUUUCAUUUGGGAGAUGGAGUGCAAACAUCCAGGAGGCUCAUUGUAAAGAUAUUGAAGCUCCUUGGAUCCGCUGUCCAGAAAACAUUGAGACUGAGACCCUGGAACAUCAGAACUCUGCUAAUAUCAGCUGGCAGAUCCCAAUAGCUGAGGAUAACUCUGGAGAUGAGGUGUCAGUGCACGUUACCCCAGCUUUCAUACCACCAUAUCUCCUCCCGAUUGGCGAAGUUGCCAUUACUUACACAGCAGUUGAUAAGUCAGGCAAUGAGGCAAGCUGUACAUUCAGUGUCAAGGUUAUUGAUGCAGAACCUCCUGUAAUUGACAGAUGCAGAUCUCCACCACCCAUACAGGCAGUAGAGAAGGAGUAUCCAGCAACAUGGGAAGAACCACAAUUUUCAGACAAUUCAGGUGCUCCACUGACUAUUGCUAGGAGUCACGCACCUGGAGAUCUCUUUCCAAAAGGAGAGACAACAGUUCAGUACACAGCCGUGGAUUCCUCUGGCAAUAACAGGACAUGUGAGAUUCAUAUUGUCAUCAAAGGUUCUCCCUGUGAAAUUCCUUUUGAGCCCACAAAUGGAGAUUUUACAUGCACAUCAGAUGAAAAAGGUGUUAAUUGCACCUUGCGCUGUGCAGAGGGUUACAGCUUUUCAGAAGGAUCAAAUGAAAACUACUACUGUGCAUAUGAGGAUGGUGUCUGGAAGCCACCUUAUUCUCCAGAGUGGCCUGACUGCUCUUUAAAUCGUUUUGCAAAUCAUGGGUUCAAAUCCUUUGAGAUGCUCUACAAAGCAACACGAUGUGAUGACAACAGUCUUCUAAAUGGCUUUUCUGAUGCCUUCCAGAGUGCACUUGGUAAAAUGGUCCCAUCGUUCUGUAAUGAUGUUGAUGAUGUUGACUGCAGAUUGGAAGAGCAGACACAGAAACAUUGCUUGGAAUACAAUUACGAUUACGAAAAUGGAUUUGCCAUUGGAGCUGCUGGCUGGGGAGCAGCAAACCAGCUGGGUUAUUCCUAUGAUGAUUUCAUUGACACGGUGCAGGAAGAAGACCUAUCCAAGCAUCUCUCUGCUUCUGCACAGGCAGCACCUACUCGAGUCAAAAGACAUAAGAAACUGAAUGUUCCAAUGACUGACCACAAAAUCAAGUUAAUAUUUAACAUCACAGCUAGCGUGCCACUGCCUGAUGAAAGGAAUGAUACACUGGAACUGGAAAACCAGCAGCGGCUUCUUAAAACUCUAGAGACCAUAACAAACAGGCUGAACAGGACCCUCAAUAAGGAACCCAUGUAUUCCUUUCAGUUUGCAUCCGAGCUGAUUGUAGCUGACAGCAACUCGCUGGAGACGGAGAAGGCCUUCCUCUUCUGCAGGCCUGGUUCUGUACUGAAGGGGAGAAUGUGUGUCAACUGCCCUUUGGGUACCUAUUACUCCCUGGAGCAUCACGCCUGUGAAAGCUGCUGGACUGGAUCCUAUCAAGAUGAGGAAGGGCAGCUGGAAUGCAAAAGUUGUCCGUCUGGUAGCUAUACUGAGUAUCUACACUCCAGGAGCAUCUCAGAAUGCAAAGCUCAGUGCAAGCAGGGCACAUAUUCAUCUAAUGGUCUUGAGACCUGUGAAACAUGUCCACUUGGCACAUAUCAGCCAGCAUUUGGAUCCAGGAACUGCAUCUCUUGCCCAGAAGAUACAACAACAGUAAAAAGAGGCGCAGUAGAUGACUCAGCUUGUGGAGUACCGUGUCCUGCAGGAGAGUUUUCUCGCACAGGUUUGACACCUUGCUACCCUUGUCCCAGAGACUACUAUCAGCCGGACCCAGGAAAGUCCUACUGCUUGUCUUGCCCCUUUUAUGGAACAACAACCAUCAUCGGUGCCAGAUCCAUCACAGAUUGUUCAAGUUUUGGCUCUACUUUCUCAGCUGCUGAAGAAAGUGUGAUGAUGAUACCAGCUUCUCCAGAAAAUAUCAGCAAGCAGUACAAAGUUAGCAGUCAGGUGUUUCAUGAGUGUUUCCUGGAACCGUGCCGUAACAGUGGGACAUGUAAACAGUUGGGAACUGGAUAUAUUUGCAUAUGCCCUCUUGGAUAUACAGGCUUGAAAUGUGAAACAGAAAUGGAUGAAUGUAAAUCAUCUCCUUGUCAGAACAAUGGAUUGUGUAAAGAUGGCGUUGGGACCUUUGUUUGCCAUUGCAAACCAGGCUAUUCUGGUCUCCUGUGUGAGGAAGACAUAAAUGAAUGUAGCUCCAGUCCAUGCUUGAAUGGAGCCCGCUGUGUUGAUGACAAGAAUGGUUACCACUGCACUUGUGCAAAAGGGUUCACAGGUGCUCACUGUGAACAUGAGGUCAACGAAUGCCUUUCAAACCCGUGUCUUAAUAGAGCUAUUUGUGAAGAUCGAGUUGGCAGUUUCUACUGCAAGUGCCUCCCGGGUUUUACUGGUGUCUUGUGUGAAAGAAACAUCGAUGAGUGUCUCAGCAGACCCUGUAGGAAUGGGGCUACGUGCAGAGAUGGUAUCAACAGCUUCAGGUGUCUGUGUGUGACAGGGUACACAGGACCAAACUGUGAAGUGAACAUCAAUGACUGUGACUCCAGUCCCUGCUUAAACCAAGCCACCUGUGUGGAUGCCUUGAACUCGUACGUUUGUAAAUGUCCCCCUGGCUUUACAGGCAGCAGGUGUGAAACAGAACAGUCCUCUGGUUUCAAUCUUGAUUUUGAAGUCUCUGGUAUCUAUGGGUAUGUCAUUCUUGAUGGUGUUUUCCCAUCACUUGGUGACAUCACCUGUACAUUCUGGAUGAAAUCCACUGACACCACCAACUAUGGGACUCCCAUUUCUUACGCAGUGGAGAACGGAAGUGAUAAUGCAUUUCUUCUGACUGACUACAAUGGCUGGGUUCUUUACAUAAAUGGGAAAGAGAAGAUCACAGACUGUCCUGCAGUGAAUGAUGGUAACUGGCAUCACAUUGCGGUCACAUGGACAUGCACGGAUGGGGCAUGGAGAGUGUACAUUGAUGGAAAGCUGUCUGAUGGAGGCACUGGGCUCUCUGUCGGCUUAAAAAUUCCUGGUGGUGGUGCACUUGUACUGGGACAAGAGCAAGAUCAGAAAGGAGAAGGCUUCAACCCAGCUGAAUCUUUUGUGGGUUCUAUCAGCCAGCUCAACAUUUGGGACCAUGUCCUGUCUCCACAGCAGGUAAAAUCUCUGGCUACAUCCUGUCCAGAAGAUCUCCAGAAAGGAAAUGUACUAGCCUGGCCAGAUUUCCUUCCAGGAGUUGUUGGAAGAGUGAAGAUAGAUUACAAGAGUAUAUUUUGUGCUGACUGUCCAUCUUUGCAAGGAUCCAUACCACAUCUGCGUGCCUCUUCAUCUGAUUUAAAGCCAGGGUCAAAAGUGAGCCUUUCCUGUGACCCAGGCUUCCAGAUAGUGGGAAACUCUGUUCAACACUGCCUUAACAUGGGACAGUGGACACGGCCUUUUCCACGCUGUGAAAGAAUCAGCUGUGGAGUGCCUCCACCUUUAGAAAAUGGGGGUUAUGCAGCUGAGGACUUCUUUGCUGGCAGUACCAUUACCUAUCAGUGCAACAAUGGCUACUAUUUGUUGGGCGACUUCGAGAUGUUCUGCAAGGACAAUGGGAGCUGGAGCAGCAUUUCACCAUCUUGCCUUGAUGUUGAUGAAUGUGCUGUUGGAUCAGACUGUGACGAGCACGCAUCUUGUCUUAACACAAAUGGAUCCUAUGUUUGCACUUGCAUCCCUCCUUACAAAGGAGAUGGUAAAAAAUGUACAGAGCCGGUGAAGUGCCGUAAUCCAGGAAAUCCAGCAAAUGGACGUUUGUACGGGGACAUUUACAGUGUUGGCAGUGAAGUAACGUUUUCCUGUGAAGAAGGGUUUCAGCUGACAGGAGUGACAAAACUUACAUGCAUGGAGUCUGGACAGUGGAGCCACCCAAUACCAUAUUGUGAAGCUAUAUCCUGUGGAGGCCCAGUUAUUCCAGAGAACGGUGUCAUUUGGGGCUCAAAUUUUACAUACCGCAGUAAGGUGAUAUACAGAUGCAAUGAUGGGUACCGCUUAGUGGGUGAAAAGGAAAUUGUCUGCCUUGCUAGUGGUGUUUGGAAUCUUCCUCCCCCCUCCUGUGAAAUGGUGACGUGUCCUAGCCCACAGAACAUCAGCAAUGGAAAAUACACACUUAAUGGCACAACCUACCUUUCCUCUGUGUCAUACACCUGUGACAAUGGAUACAGCCUUCAGGGACCCUCUGUACUUGUCUGUGCGUCUUCAGGGAACUGGAACAGCACACCGCCAGCUUGCAGCAUUGUCUCUUGUGGGUCCCCUCCUGCCAUCAAAGAUGCGAUCAUAAAUGGAAAUAACUUUACAUUCGGAAGCACGGUCUCUUACACAUGUAAGGAAGGUUACACAUUAGAUGGCCCUGCAACCAUAGAGUGCUUAGCCAGUGGUGAGUGGAGCGUGAACCACCAGCAGUGCCUGGCAGUAUCCUGUGAUGAACCACCCCAUGUGGAAAAUGCAUCGCCGCAGAGAGCCCACCGCCUCUUUGGUGAUACCGCUUAUUACUUCUGCUCGGACGGCUACAGCCUGGCCGAUAACUCUCAGCUGCUUUGCAACGCAGAAGGGAAGUGGGUGCCUCCCGAGGGCAAGACAAUGCCCCACUGCAUAGCUGAUUUCUGUGAAAAGCCAUCCACUGUCUCAUACAGCAUCCUGGAGUCCGUCAGCAAAGCCAGGUUCGCAGCGGGCUCCAUCGUGAGCUUCAAGUGCAUGGAAGGCUUCAUCCUGAACACUUCAGCCAAAAUUGAGUGCCUUCGAGGGGGUCUCUGGAACCCUUCUCCAUUGAGCAUCCAGUGCAUCCCAGUUCGCUGUGGAGAACCUCCCCACAUUGCCAAUGGCUAUGCCAGUGGGGCCAACUACAGCUUCGGAGCAGUGGUGGCUUACAGCUGCAACAAGGGCUUUUACAUCAAGGGGGAGAAGAAGCGGACCUGUGAGGCCACCGGCAACUGGAGUGGCAAUUUGCCCACAUGCCACCCAGUGUCCUGUGGAGAACCACCCCAGCUUGAGAAUGGCUUUAUUAAGGAAACAACUGGGCGCUUCUUUGAGAACCAGGCCAAUUAUCAGUGCAAGUCUGGCUACCACCUGGUUGGGAGCUCACUCUUUAUCUGCCAAGCCAAUCGGCAGUGGUACAGUGAAUCACCUCCUCGCUGCGUUCCCCUCAGCUGUGGAAAGCCACCACCCAUCCAGCAUGGCUACUCCAAAGGAGAAACCUUUGAUUUGGGCUCCAAAGUCGAGUUUUUCUGUGAUGAAGGCUAUGAGCUGAUUGGAGAUGUGUCUUGGACGUGUCAGAAGUCUGGGAAAUGGAACAAAAAGCAAAGCCCAAAGUGUGUGCCAACCAAAUGUCCAGAACCACCCUUGGCAGAAAACCAGCUAGUCUUGAGGGAGGUGACUAACCAAGUUGGUGUCGUGCAGUUCUCCUGCAAAGAGGGUUAUGUUUUGCAUGGUUCCCCUGUACUGAAAUGCUUGCCCUCUCAACAGUGGAAUGAUUCCUUUCCCUUCUGCAAGGUCGUACAGUGUCCUGCACCUCCAUACAUCCCCUUCAGUGACCCCUUGACUUCAUCCCUUCUUUUUGGUAGCACUGUGAAGUACAUCUGUGUGGAUGGGUUUUUACUGAAGGGUGAAUCUACUAUCAGAUGCCAGGCUGAUGGCUCGUGGAGCUUGCCUUUGCCAGAAUGUAUUCCUGUGGAGUGCCCCCAGCCAGAAGAAAUUCAAAAUGGCAUUGUCGAUGUGCAGGGCCUCACCUUCCUCAGCACAGCCCUCUAUACUUGUAAACCGGGCUUUGAACUGAUGGGGAACACAACUAUCCUCUGUGGAGAAGAUGGGCGGUGGCUUGGAGGAAGGCCAGCUUGCAAACCCAUUGAAUGCCCACGGCCUAAGAAGAUCCUCAAUGGCAAAUACUCGUUUACGAACUUCCACUAUGGGCAGACUGUUAGGUAUUCCUGUGACAGAGGCUUCCAGCUCCAAGGGGAGGAAACGCUGAGCUGCCUGGAGACAGGAGAGUGGAGCACAGAUGUUCCCUCCUGCAAAGCCAUAAGUUGCCAGCCCCCUCAGCCUAUCGAGAAUGGCUUUGUGGAGGGUGCAGAUUACAGCUACGGGGCCAUGGUCAUUUACAGCUGCGUGCCUGGCUUCCAGCUCUCUGGCCUUGCCAUGCAGACGUGUGAAGAAUCAGGCUGGUCUAGCUCCACUCCAUCUUGCCUCCCCACCGACUGUGGCCUACCUCCUCACAUUGAUUUUGGGGAGUACGUGCAGGUGAGGCACAGGGAAAGGCGCUCAGACCAGGAGGGCGUUACAGAGAGUCCCUCCCUUUCACACAUGCUGCUGGCUGGCAAUCCAAAGGACUUCAGAAGCUCUUCAAAGGAGAACGGUGCAAUGCAGCUGACCACUUUCUUGUUUGGAACUAUCAUUUUAUACUCGUGUUACUCUGGCUAUGAGCUCUUGGGAAACCCCAUUCUAGCUUGCCAAGAAGAAGGGGUCUGGAAUGGCUCUGCCCCCUCCUGUGUUUCCAUAGAGUGCACAAUGCCGUCGCCUCCGGAGAAUGGAGUUUUAUAUUUCACGGAGAACACGCUGGGCAGCGUGGUGCAGUACACCUGUAAGCCAGGGUUUACACUUGUUGGCUCGGACACACGAUUGUGCUUGCCAAAUCGGCAGUGGAGCAACAGUGCUCCGUACUGCAAAGCAGUAACAUGCAGCUCACCCGCCCAGCUGAUGAACGGGAGCAUAAGGGGGGAAAACUACACGUAUGGGAGCGUUGUCUACUAUGAGUGCGAUCCUGGCUACCAGUUAAUUGGCCCCGCAGAGAGGAGGUGCCAAGAGAACCAGAAAUGGGAUGGCGGUGAACCGAUUUGCAUCCCCGUUUCCUGCAGCCCGCCGCCAGUUUUGGAGAAUGGUCAAGUGUCUGGGGAGGAGUACACAUUCCAGAGGCAUGCCGAGUAUAGCUGCAACGAAGGUUUCCUGUUAGAUGGGGACAGGAGUAGAGUCUGCCUUGCAAAUGGGAGCUGGAGUGGAAUUGCUCCAGUUUGCAAAGCUGUGACCUGCCCCAUGCCUCUGCCUCUUGCCAAUGGGAGAAUUAUUGGCUCAGAUUUUGGCUUUAGGAAGGAAGUGCAGUAUGACUGCAACGAAGGAUAUAACCUGCAAGGGGCGUCCACGCUUACCUGUCAGAGCGAUGGUACCUGGGAUUCAGAAGCUCCACGCUGUGAGCCAGUCAUUUGUGGGCCUCCUGAAGACAUCUCCCACGGCUUUCUGAACGGCUCAGACUUCACCUACGGGGAAUUUGCCCAGUAUGUGUGCUUUCCUGGCUAUGAGCUGCAUGGUAAUCCUUCACGGCAAUGUUUGUCCAAUGGUUCCUGGAGUGGAAGCCUUCCAUCCUGCCUCCCCUGUGAGUGUCCUGCACCACAGAUCCAGAACGGGGUUGUCCUUGGUGAAGAUUUCAGCUGUGGGAAGAGCGCCCAGUUUCAAUGCCUGGAGGGCUUUAAACUGCUAGGGCCUUCCAGAAUCACCUGUGAGGCAGCUGGCAGGUGGAGCUCUGGGUUUCCUCGGUGUGGGCAGAUUUCCUGCGGCUCCCCACCCAUCAUCCCCAACACAUUUAUCAAUGGGAGCAGCUCUGCAGAUGAGAACACCAUCAUAUACACCUGCUUGACAGGUUUUGUCAUGCGGGGGAGCCCAGAGCUGACUUGUGUGGAGACAGGUGUCUGGAAGAAGCCGUACCCAAGCUGUGAGCUGCUGAGCUGUGGCCCACCACCUUCUGUCCCCAACGCAGAGGUUCUCGGGAACACUCAUACCUAUGGGAGCAAGGUCCAGUACAGAUGCCUGGAAGGCUACACAAUGGUGACAGAGGUGGAUGUAUGCACUUGUCAGGAAGAUGGACAGUGGUCUCCUCAAAGUAUUUCCUGUUGCCCCAGAAAGUGUCCACUCCCAGGAAACAUCACCCAUGUAAUAGUACUUGGGGACAACUUCACUGUGAAUGCAAACAUCACUUUGUCAUGUGUAGAAGGCUAUACUCUGGUGGGAGCGAGCACAUCUACAUGCAAGGAGAGUGGUGUUUGGGUGCCAGUGUUUUCCGAUGACAUCUGCAUUCCUGUGUCAUGUGGGACCCCAGAAUCUCCAGAGCACGGAUUUGUGGUUGGCACCAAAUUCAAUUAUAAAGACGUGGUUCUUUAUAAAUGUGAUCCUGGCUAUGAAUUACAAGGUGAUACGGAACGGACCUGCCAAGAAGACAAGCUUUGGAGUGGCACAGUGCCAGCAUGCAGAAGAAUUACUUGUGGGCUGCAUCCCUCAGUAGAAAAAGCAGAGGCCAUUUCUACAGGAAGCACAUACAGAAGCAACGUAACCUUUGUGUGCAGCGCUGGGUAUCAUCUUGUUGGACCCCAGAAUAUCACAUGUCUUACCAAUGGGAGCUGGAGUAAACCUUUACCAUCAUGUGAAGAGACCAGAUGCAAAGUUCCACUUUCCUUGCUGAAUGGGAAGGCGAUUUAUGAAAACAAUACAGUUGGCAGUACUAUAGCAUAUUUCUGCGAGAGAGGAUACAGCUUGGAAGGAGAACCUGCAGCAGAGUGCACAAGGGAUGGAAGAUGGAGCAAUCCCUUGCCUCUCUGUAAACCAAACCCUUGUCCUGUGCCUUUCAUAAUCCCAGAGAACGCCCUUCUCUCCGAGGUGGAUUUUUAUGUUGGGCAGAAUGUCUCCAUCAGGUGCAGGGAAGGCUACCAGCUGAAAGGGCAGGCUGUGAUCACCUGCAAUGCUGAUGAGACUUGGACUCCAACAACGGCUAAGUGUGAAAAGAUAUCUUGCGGGCCCCCAGCUCACAUAGAGAAUGCUCUCAUCCAUGGUAGCUUCUAUCAGUAUGGAGACGUGAUCACCUAUUCCUGCUACAGUGGCUACAUGCUGGAGGGGCCCCUGCGAAGCAUUUGCCUAGAAAAUGGAACAUGGACAACACCACCUACCUGCAAAGCUGUCUGUCGGUUCCCGUGUCAGAAUGGUGGGGUCUGUGAGCGACCAAAUGCCUGCUCGUGUCCGGAUGGCUGGAUGGGUCGUCUCUGUGAAGAACCAAUAUGCAUUCUGCCAUGUCUCAACGGAGGUCGCUGUGUGGCUCCUUACCAGUGUGACUGCCCUGCUGGAUGGACUGGAGCACGAUGCCAUACAGCUGUUUGCCAGUCGCCUUGUUUAAACGGUGGGAAGUGCAUACGGCCAAAUCGAUGUUAUUGCCCCUCAUCAUGGACUGGACAUGAUUGCUCUAGGAAACGGAAGGCUGGAUUCUAUCCCUUUUAACAGCAGAGCAGCAGUUUUACACUCAGAAACCUUUCUUCAACCUAGGUACCAGGGCUUGGAAUCUAAUGCAGUGUAAAUCACAUCCAUCGCUUCCCUUCCCCCCAGCUCCCUUGUUUUGUAUUUUUUUUUUUGUGAUAUAUUUUUUCUAUACACUCCAUUUUAAAAGAAAUCCUCUGUAUUUUCCAUUUACAAAAGUAUUAUCAAAUAUAUGCUGCUACACACACACCAUACACACAUACACACAUACCAAGGCAAAGAUUCCUCCUGUCCGCUGAGGAAGGAGUUGUGUAUGGCGAAUGGUCCCUCCCAUUUCUUACACACAGUAAGCUAAUUAAAACGUACUAUACUGCCAACCAUGAUUAAACAGAAUAAUGUGGCAAUCGUCUGCUUAUCACCUGCCAAGGCACAUUGAAGUCCAGCAAUCCAAUAGUAAGGAGUAGUUACGUAAGGCUAACCAGGCAGCUAAACGUCGCGUCAGGCCUGUUUCUGAACUCAACGCUGAUGUAAAUUAGAGGUACAUCUGAUAAAGCCCGUAUUGUAAGCAGAGUUUCUGGUAGGCAUAAGAACAUGCUGUAAUGUUCGUUAUGUGACGCUAAUGUCCUUGGAAAGAGACUUAAUGGAAGGCAUUGACGUGGAUUUUACCUGAGCUUUGUCGGUAAAAUAGUCAAAAAUGUAAAAGAGAUGAGAGAACAUCAUUUCGUCUGGAGAAAGGCAGGCAAUGUCUAGGCAACAACAGCCUCUGAGGCUUUUUGAUUUACAGGCAGCUCAGGUUUCACUCGAGGGCUGGAUAAUCCAGGGUGCAGCAGUGGGCAGCGGUCAGACCGCCGAAACCACCGCGUCCCACUUGGAAGGGGACUCAACACCCCCUGCCUGCAACCAGCACCCCUUUCCUGAGAAAACUACGCAGCACAUGUCUAGCAGCUGCCUGAAGUUUGGCUAGCCCUGGAGGAGGGAGAGAAGGCACAGUAGUGUUUACAGGAGAAACUUUGCAAUGUGCUUACAGCAGGGUGGUACUUGCAUCACGCAGAACCCUCAGAGAACUGGAAAAGGCCUCUCUUGAACACACACACACGGGCAGGAAUGCCCAGCUAGGGAAAAGAAAUACUGAGAGCUCACAUGCUGUCAGAUUUCUCUUUUGCACACUGCCGAUCCCAUUGCAUGUGAGAGCAGCGCGUACUUGAGCGCCGUCAUUAAGUCGUGCUCUAAUGAACCGCGGUGCCCAGGCUUACCCACGGUUCAGCAGUGUGGUGAAAUUGUAAGGUGGAAAUCACACACAUGUGUUGAGGUCAAAUGUUUGCUGAUUGUCAUCAGAUCGCUGCAAGUCUGACCUGUGAAGGAAGAUGUUAGAGUGAGAACCUGAGAAUCAUUUGUCAGAAGCUCAGUUUUUCCCCAGUAAUGAUAACAAAGCAUGAUUGGCAGCCAACACCACAAAAGAAGGAGUAAGAAUAUAAAAGAAAAUAAAUUUUGUUCUCUGCAGCAUUACUGCUUAGUUACCCUCUGGAUUAUGAGUGUGCACACCCUGCCCCACCCUUUCCCCCUUUAUGAAUUUACCUUCCUUUUAUGAAUGCAUGAGAGAAAUGUGAUAUGACACAAAAAUGAGCUAAUAGUUACGGGAGUAGGCCACUAGAAAAUACUGACACAUAACUGAUGGCUGUUACGACCAAACAAGACCAAGACCGAAACAAGUGAACGUGAAAACCCCAGAGGAAACAAGUCAAGCUGUGAGCCAGGAACAGCUUGCAGCCAGCUGGAAGAAAAGCAAAUAGGUAAGGAAAAAGAGUUGUUAAGGGGAUGAGCCAAAUUUUUCUGUAGGUUCCUUCCCGGUGGGAGCUGCAGCCAGCUGAAGAGUCGUUCCAGCUCCUGCAAGCUUCUUUUUUCUCAUGGAUAACACGUAGCCACAAUCUUCUGGCUCCCAGCUCGACAGCCAUCAACGUUUACAACUCUGGUUCAAGGUGGUGUUUAAUAAAUGAUACCCACGCUUCAUCACAUAGUCGCCACCACGUGUCGGCACUUACUUUCCUUGACCUUCUUGCUGCUGUGAACAGUGGAUGAACGGGCGCCGCAGUGAGCAACGUGGCAUACGUCAAGGGAAAGAGUGCCUCGGCCAGAAAAGCAGAUCUUUAUUUAUGUCACUCUCAUGUUUUUAAAAAGUCGAUGGUCCCGUUUUCAGUGUGCUUCUCUGGUACGUGCCCUCACUGCCCUGGUGAUCUCCGGAGCAAGACAGCUGUGGUUAGGAAGGUGCUCGGAGCUGGCAGGACAUCACUGGAGACUUUGGGGGCCGAGGGUUGGCUUUUAGCACUGCAGCUUCACACUAGUGACUAGUACAUGGAGUUUGGGGAUAUACUCAGUCAAUACGUUUCAUAAGCUGAUGUGGUGGUAGGACAGAGUAGCUGAAACUAUAGGCUGUUAUAUUAGUGCUGUUGAUGAUGCUUUGAUACUCGCUGGAACAUUUUUCCCUUCCCCGUUCUGUGCUGUAUUGUCAUUUAUGUCACUGCUUGUGUGUGUUAAACGACUUCUGUGUGAUGCACUUUACACUGUAAAUAAAGUUGCACCCUGUUUAGUACCCAUA
Anas platyrhynchos (mallard) is the source of this 13504-nucleotide messenger RNA. RefSeq names its product sushi, von Willebrand factor type A, EGF and pentraxin domain containing 1 (gene SVEP1). The record is from RefSeq and is a predicted model, not a curated record. Lineage: Eukaryota; Metazoa; Chordata; Aves; Anseriformes; Anatidae. Gene Ontology annotation, molecular function: calcium ion binding.